AUGGCUCUACCCAUCAAUAUUACCUAUGCUGUUACAAGGCAGGUAACGAAGGAGGAGUGCCGGGGAUUUUCGGCUCUCGCUGUUACUCAGGCAGCAACACUGGCUUGGAGCUCGGAGCUUGGAUUUCCAAACUUCAAGUCACAAGCAUGGCACAGAGUAUCACUGUCCGCUCAUAUCGCAAGUACAGAUCGUCGACUCACCAAGAGCGGUAUCCAGCCCGUCUACGGUAGAGACGACGUCUUUGUUUUUGGCGUGCGAGUACAACUCUUGUUGGCGGUUGUGGCUCUCUCGUCCAGCAGCUGUUCGUCGAGAUGGGAGCUAAUGGUGGUGUGGUGGACCUGCAACACAGCCGACAGGGGGGUAUGGAAGCAACUCGUGCGCCAUGAUUCAAUCUCUGGAGCGGCUCGGAUGACAGUGCAGCUGAGAGGCGCAGACCGCCGGCAAGACAGACAGCAAGCAGAGGCAAGACCAUGA
Molecule: messenger RNA, 474 nt
Organism: Trichoderma atroviride IMI 206040
Lineage: Eukaryota; Fungi; Ascomycota; Sordariomycetes; Hypocreales; Hypocreaceae
Source: RefSeq, a predicted model, not a curated record